UCCUUCCCUAACGCCGCCUGCAUCCCCCGCUCCCCCCCAACUCCUUUCUCCCCCCCGGCUCCAGUCCCGCCCCCUUUGGCUCCAGUCCAGAACCCUAGGAACGAAGCUUCCAGAACCCUGGGGAGGCGAGAGCCACUGCGAAGGCGGCGAGAUGAUUCUCCGCACGCCACCACAGCGGAAGCGCCGCGCGGACUCCGAAGCCGACGCCGAUGCUGACCUCGUCGCUGUCAUGUCCGGCGCCGGCGCGAGCGCGGCCGGGCGGAGUCCAGUUUCCGACCGCCGCUUGGUUCUCUACGACCGCCCCACCGCCCUCGUGCCCGCGGGCGCCCCCGGAGAGCCGUUUGAUGACAUGGUCUGCACGUACCACUGCCGCCAGAUGGUGAAAUCAGAGUUCAUGGUGGCAUUGGACACUGCAGAGAAGCAAGUUCAGGAGUAUCAAACAAAAAUUGGUGGUUUGGAGGAGCAAUUAUCCAAGAGUGAGGAUGAAAGGAUGCAGUUCCUUGAUAAACUGAACUACGUGGAGCAAGAACUGGCAGCAACAAAAGGGCGGGAGAGUGCAUUACAGGAACGGCUAGUGAAGGAGUUAGCUGACUAUCAGGAGAGGUAUCACAAUCAAGUAAAAAAAAUAAAUGAACUUGAGGUACAACUCAAUAAAGAGACUGAUUCUAGGAUAAGCGCAGAAUCAUCAGCAUCAUCGGCAAAGGAAUUGAUAAAAGAUUUGGAAGGGAAUUUGCAGCGAUCAUCUGAAAGUUCAGAAAGGGAGAAGAAAACCCUUAAGAAGGAACUUUCAUAUAUGAAAGAAGACCUAACCUUAUCUGCUUCGAAACUUAAUGCUGAGCUUGAGAAAACAAGACUCAAGGCAGAAAACUACGAGAGUGAAGCAAAGUUGUUAAAUGAGCAGUUGGUGGACUUGAAAAAGCAGCUUGACGAGUGUCUUCGUGAAAAGAAUGAAAUGGAGCUCAAGCUAUUGAAUUCCAGUGCUUUGCCUGAUCAACGUGCCCCAACAGAUGACCAGAAGUUGAUCAAGCUUUUGCAAGAGGAGCUCCGGAAUUAUGAAAAGGAAGUACAUGAAGCUAGAAGGUUAAAAUCUUCCCACACAAAUGUUGAGCUGCUGAAAGAAAAACUAUUGGAGGAGCAGGGGCGCAGGGAAAGAGCAGAGCAGGAAUCAUCAAAGCUGCAGGAAAUUGAAGCCAAAGCAUAUAAGUUGGAGCUUGAAUUAGCAUCUUGUACAGAGCUGCUCAGCAACAUACCUGAUGUGUCUUCUUAUGCCGACAUACCUCAAAAGUUUGCAGAUCUGCAAAAGCAAGCAUUGACAAAUUUGAACAAAGUUGGUGAAGUAACAUCACGGUUGAAAGAACUAGAGGUUGCGCUGGAAUUUUCUGAUCUCAGCAAGCAACAUGCAGAAGGUGAAGCUACCCUUGCUAAAGAGAGGGCUGAAAGUGCUGCCAAGGAGGUCAAGCGGCUUGAGCUUAUGCUUGCUGCGAUCAGUGAAGAAAGAGACAAGUUGAGAAAGGAACAUGCUAUGGAGUCAGAUCAAUCUGGAAUGGAAAAAAUGAUAAGAGAGCUAGAGAGCACUAUGCAUGAGCAGAAAGAACUGAUUAGUCAUAAAGACGCUGAACUCAAUAUGAUGAAUGAAAGAUUAAGCCUUGAAGCAAGGAAAGCGAAGUCUUUGGAGCGAGAGGGAGAUCAACUACGCUCUCAGGUGGCUUUACUAGAGUCCAAGUUAGGUCAUGGAGAUUACUCUGCCUCGAGCACAAAAGUACUGCGCAUGGUAAAUACUCUUGCAGUUGACAGUGAAGCCAAGCAGACAAUAGAAGCGCUACAAGCUGAACUAAAGAAAACAAAAGAGAGGCUGCAAGCAGUCGAAGAACUGAAAGGACAAGCUGAUGCUGGGACUGUGGUAGAUGCAAAUUUUGCUGAAAAGUUAGCACAACUUAAGAAUCAAAUUGCCACACUUGAAAAACGCGAAGAAAGAUACAAGGCAGUGUUUGCAGAGAGGAUCUCGGUCUUCCGGAAAGCCUGCUGUUCGCUUUUCGGUUACAAGAUAGUGAUGAACGAUCAGCAGCAGUCAAAUGGGAUCCCUGUAACACGCUUUAUUCUGCAAUCAGUUUAUGCCCAAAGUGAUGAUGAAAAGCUUGAGUUUGACUAUGAAUCUGGAAGCACUAAUAUUGUGGUCAACGACUACACGUCUCAACAAGAAAUCGCUCAGCAGGUCGACGUCUUCAUAAGGAGGAUGAACUCCAUACCAGCCUUUACUGCUAACCUGACAAUUGAAUCUUUCAACAAGAGAAGUAUAUGCUGAAGGCAUGAAUCUAGUGGCAAGUCACAUCGCUGGAUAUUUGUAUGUUUGAUUCUUCCUCCAUUGAUGAAAAGUAUAUAUGUGCACUCGCAUAUUGUUGAGUGAAAAUUGCCUGCUGCUGAGGUAGUGGGGAUCGAUAAUUGAAGCUGAGGCUGGAUCUUUGGUUA
Molecule: messenger RNA, 2466 nt
Organism: Panicum hallii
Lineage: Eukaryota; Viridiplantae; Streptophyta; Magnoliopsida; Poales; Poaceae
Product: mitotic spindle checkpoint protein MAD1
Exons: 15
Coding region: 152-2302 (716 amino acids)
Biological process (GO): attachment of mitotic spindle microtubules to kinetochore; mitotic spindle assembly checkpoint signaling
Cellular component (GO): nuclear envelope; mitotic spindle; kinetochore
Source: RefSeq, a predicted model, not a curated record